AUGGUAGAAUUUACAUGUGCAUUGGAGAUGGAAUGUAAAAGAUCAUUGGGAAGCAGUGAAUACGUUUUUUAUCAUCCUAUCCAACUUGAUAAUUUCUUGAUUACUUGUUGGAAGACUAUUCCAGUAGGUAAUGUCAAGUCAUCUGCAUCUGGGUCAUCAUCGUCAUCAUCAUUUGUAUCAGCCAAACCAUCAACAGCCUACUCUAACAAUAGUCCACCAAUGGAAUCUUAUGGCGAUCGAUACUGCUGUUCCAUCUAUGAAGAUGGUGACAUUAUCAUUCCAUCGUAUGACCGUCGAUUGAGAAAGUUCAAAUGGUCAAAAAAAACUCAUUUCACUAAAGAAGAGCUGGAAACUAUGAUUAGUGACAUUGUUUUUUCAACUGGUCCAAGAUCCUAG
Cavenderia fasciculata is the source of this 396-nucleotide messenger RNA. RefSeq lists its product as uncharacterized. The transcript has a single exon. The record is from RefSeq and is a predicted model, not a curated record. Bases 1 to 396 code for a protein of 131 amino acids. NCBI's taxonomy places the organism in Eukaryota, Evosea, Eumycetozoa, Acytosteliales, Cavenderiaceae.